This is a messenger RNA of Cetraspora pellucida, 435 nucleotides long. Lineage: Eukaryota; Fungi; Glomeromycota; Glomeromycetes; Diversisporales; Gigasporaceae. The record is from the annotation of a GenBank genome assembly.
AUGUUGAGAGCAGAAUAUGAUAUAAAUGAAAGGACUAUAAGAACUGAUGAACAUAACAUUCUUAAUAGAGAUUGUCAUGUUAGAAUUACUCUUCAAGAGUUAAUAGGUUCAGAAGGUCCACAUUCUACAUUUCAUCAGUAUUGCCUUUAUGCUUCAUAUGUUCAAGGUGCAAAUUUUGAUAAAUAUAAUUACAGCAGAGGUAAACCAUAUGAAGAUGGUACUGCAAUAUGUUUUUGUUGUAUGAAACUUAUACAUGUCAAUAUUAAUUUAGGUUCGAAAGCAAAUCAAUUCGAUUUAAUGAAAGAUCAUUAUGAUUAUGAAUGCUUAAGACCACAAACCGAAAGGGAACCAUCAAAUGCACAACUUGCUUGGAACAGUUUACCAAAUGAUGGUACUCCAGAUGAUAAAAAACUUCUAGGUUUAAUGAGACAUAAA